This is a messenger RNA of Spathaspora passalidarum NRRL Y-27907, 1818 nucleotides long. RefSeq lists its product as uncharacterized. The transcript has a single exon. The annotation marks the transcript as partial. Gene Ontology annotation, biological process: ubiquitin-dependent endocytosis. Lineage: Eukaryota; Fungi; Ascomycota; Pichiomycetes; Serinales; Debaryomycetaceae. Gene Ontology annotation, cellular component: cytosol; cytoplasm. The record is from RefSeq and is a predicted model, not a curated record. Gene Ontology annotation, molecular function: ubiquitin protein ligase binding; protein-macromolecule adaptor activity.
AUGAGGCCUAAUUCUCCUAUAUUUCCUCCCCAGCAACUAAGUAUAAACUCACCCAUGUCGCAGCUAGAUCAGGAUCUAGAUUCGCCAGGUGCACGUCCAGCAUCCCCAGCCUUGUUACCACCCCUACCUGACAAACCCACCUGUUCUACAUCGUCAAUUCAAGUAUACAUCAUACCCACAGAGCAAAACUUAUUUGUUGAAGGGUUCGACGCUCAGGAGUAUGGGUCCCGACCUCCUACUUUGCUUAGGGGGUGUUUGUAUGUGCGAGUGUUGAAACCAACCAAGAUCAAAAGCAUAACACUUCUGUUUAAAGGAGUACAACGCACGGAAUGGCCGGAGGGUAUCCCGCCCAAGAAGCAGCUAUAUGCUGAGAUCAACGACGUAAUCAGUCAUACGUGGCCGUUCUUUACCGGCACCAACAAUACGAUCAACAACGGCGCCGACUAUUUUGUCGAGUUGAACAACCACAGACGAUACCUCCUGGCCAGUUUUAACGAUUUGAAAAGAUUGAAUACGAAUUCUUCCGACUCUUCAUUGUCAUCUGCCUCAGUAGCAGAUACAACCGCCAGCUCCACUGUGGUGAACUUUUUAUCACGGAACUUGUCGCCUAGUUUUAUAAGAAGAGGCAAGUCACCAUCGGUCAGUUCCAUGGAUAUGCCGGAUUUAUCUUCAGUGAUAUCACCCGGGUCGGUCAACGAUGCGAAUGGACCAACCACUUUUGCUCCUGGUGAUUACAUCUACAACUUCGAACACCCAUUACCACCCCUGAUUCCUGAGACCACCAAUGUCACAUUUGGAAGCACAAACUACAACAUGGAAGUGUCUAUCAUCCGCGCGGGUGCAUUCAAGCUGAACUUAUCAGGAAAACUCCCCAUCAAUAUCGUGAGAACUCCAGCUGAACUGAAUAUGGAAGAGAAUGAGUCGAUUGUGAUUACCCGAGACUGGGAAGACCAAUUACGGUAUGAUAUUGUCAUUGGCUCCAAGUCGAUUGUAUUGGACUCGUACUUGCCCUUGGCUUUCAGGUUUGUUCCCUUAUGGGGGAAAGUGUCUUUGCAUAGAAUCAGAGUUUACUUGAGUGAAAAUCUUGAAUAUUUCUGUUCCAAUAAACGAGUCCAUCGCAUGGAACCACCCAAGAAGUUUCUCCUUUUAGAACAUAAAGCCAAGAAAGGAAGGUCAUUACUUUCAUCUCGACCCGUCAAUGACGACGAUGAUGCAGAAGACGAAGAGGAGGAUAACUUUGAUGAAGAUAUCUUACCUAAAGAGUUGGAAUUCCAAUUGUACGUUCCACACGACUUGAACAAUAGAUAUUCCGCCAAGAUCCACCCAGACACAUCGUAUGAAAACAUUCAAGCACACCACUGGAUCAAGAUCUGUCUCCGUAUUUCCAAACCUGACCCAAACAACCCCGAGAAACGUAAGCAUUAUGAAAUCUCCAUUGAUUCACCCAUGCAUGUCCUUUCACCUCUUGCUGCCCAUACCAACACCUUGCUUCCUGCUUAUGACGACUUUAUCCCUCAAUUGUCUUCCGAACCGUUAUCACCAGGUGUGAUUCCUGUUGAUGGCACUGCUACCCCAGAAAUCGAAUUCCAUCACAUCAGUACCACCACAGAUUUGGACGGGGUGGCCAGGGAUGCCGAUAUGCACUUGCUGGCAAACUUGUACCAUCCUACGCCGGAUGAAGCCACUAUUCGCGCCAUGAAUUCACCCCAAGCGGUACCACACCCGAACAUAUACUCGUCCCCCUUGGUGCGUCCCAUUCACAUCUUGCGUAAACCCAGUGUCAAUCCACCACCAUUUGACGCAGACAUUUCUCCACCA